Molecule: messenger RNA, 1095 nt
Organism: Malus domestica (apple)
Lineage: Eukaryota; Viridiplantae; Streptophyta; Magnoliopsida; Rosales; Rosaceae
Product: putative fasciclin-like arabinogalactan protein 20
Source: RefSeq, a predicted model, not a curated record
AUGACCGCCUCCAAGGUCCUCCUCUCUUUCCUCCUCCUCGCCCUCUCAUUCUUCUCUCUCUCCUCCGCCCUCCACACCCAAACCCUCAUCAACGCCGCCGAAAUCCUCUCAGAUUCUGGCUACACCUCCAUGUCCCUGACGCUCGACCUCGCCUCCCGCACCCUCCUCAGUUCCCGCUCUCCUUCCCUCACCAUCUUUGCCCCCAACGACGCCUCCUUCUCUCUUUCAGGCCAGCCGCCGCUGAUCCUCCUCCAAUACCACCUCCUACCCCUCCAUUUCUCUCUCCGAUCGCUAAAGUCCCUCCCUUUUGGCGCCAAGAUAGCAACUUUACUCUCCGACCGCACUCUCACCGUCACCACUCUGCCGUCCGAUCACCGCUUCUCGCUCAACAACGUCACCGUCACUGCUUCCCCAAUUUUCGAUGAUGGGUCCCUGAUAAUUUUCGGAAUUGACAGGUUCUUGGAUCCGUAUUUUCAGAUUUCCGGUCCGAUUCAGAGCUACACCCCCAAGAAUCUCGGUUGCUUGGCCCCCAAGGAAAACCCAGAUCAGACGAUGGAUCUCAGAGACGGCUACGUCCCCUUCAACGACGCCUCCGCCACCCUGAGAUCCAAAGGGUGCUCUGUCAUGGCGUCGUUUCUUGAACUGCAGUUUCAUGGUUCUUUCUUCAAGUUCCAGACGAUGCUGACUGUGUUUGCUCCGUUUGACCAAGUUCUGAUGAACCGGGUCGGGAACCUGACCGAGUACUCCUCCAUCUUCCACCGCCACGUGGUGCCCUGCCGGCUUUCUUGGAGUGAUUUGGACAGCUUGAAUGAUGGGACGGUUCUGAGGACUAAUCUGGUGGGGUUUUCGAUGAAUAUCACCCGCUCCGAUGACGUCUUGAAGCUCAACGGCGUGUCGGUUAUCUUGCCGGAAGUUUACCACAAUGGGUGGCUUAUGGUGCACGGAAUAAGUGAAGUUCUUGAGGUGCCAGAGAGAACUGAGGAAACAGAUCGACCGGAACAAGUGACUGUGGCUUCACCUGAAUUUGGUAACAGCUCCCCUGCGAAUGAGAAUACGAUUGGUCACAGCCAUUUUUUUACUUACAGGCAUCCAUAA